AUGGCCUCGAGCCAGCCUCAGACGAACGGUGGUGCUCCUACAGCCUCAGCAAACAGCUCGCAAACUGUGCCUAACACCCAGACAACUCAGGCGACAGCGCCAGCAUCUACAUCUACGCAAUCCCAAGGGCAAUUGCCCCCGUCAUCCUCCAACGCAGCUCCCCGACCACGAGAUGCCAGGCUCAUCGAGCUGCUGCUCACGUCGCAAGGCGUCACAUCCUACGAGCAGCGCGUGCCCCUACUCCUUCUCGACUUUGCCUAUCGGCAUACCUCCUCCAUCCUCAAUGACGCGAUACACCUGUCCGCAGACCCCUACAUUCAGCAAGCGGGCUCAAAGGGCGCCGGCGCCUCCAGUGCAGCGAAUCUAGCAGCAGGCGACGCAGCCGUCACAGCCAAUGCCGUCAAGCUAGCCAUUGGCGCGCGUCUGAGCUACCAGUUCCGCGGCGGGAGCACAGGCGGCGGCAUCAGCAAGGAAUACAUGCAGGAGCUCGCGCGCGAGAAGAACAAGGUCGCCCUCCCCAAAAUCGUACCCAACGAGUGGGGCGUGCGCCUGCCCGGUGAGCGGUUCGUGCUCAGCGGGACGAGCUGGGGCCUGAAGGACGCGUGGGAGGAAGCCGAUCGCAUGCUCGACGAGGAAGGCGAUGACGCGAUGGAGGGCAUUGAGGCCCCGCCGCUCGAAGACGAGGGAGGUGAUCCCGUCGAAGGCGGGACAGUGGAGGACAUGUUUGGCGACGACGUGGACGCUGAAAUGGCGGAGGGUUCUUGA
Messenger RNA from Emericellopsis cladophorae, 765 nucleotides. Its product is annotated as Transcription initiation factor TFIID subunit-like protein. The record is from RefSeq and is a predicted model, not a curated record. Gene Ontology annotation, cellular component: SAGA complex; transcription factor TFIID complex. NCBI's taxonomy places the organism in Eukaryota, Fungi, Ascomycota, Sordariomycetes, Hypocreales, Bionectriaceae. The coding region runs from base 1 to 765 and encodes 254 amino acids. Gene Ontology annotation, biological process: RNA polymerase II preinitiation complex assembly; DNA-templated transcription initiation. The transcript has a single exon. Gene Ontology annotation, molecular function: transcription coactivator activity; RNA polymerase II general transcription initiation factor activity; protein heterodimerization activity.